UCAUGCCAAAUGGAACUUGCGCGAGAGAUUGCAGGAGUGCAUGAUGUGUGUAUGAUGAUCCCGGCGAAUUCGGUCCACAAGGAGCCUGACCAUCUGCUGACAGUUUCCACAGCAAUGGAUCUGAUGGCAGAUCAGAAAACCAGAACAGAGGAUGAACGUGGAAAAGAAAUGGAAAGGAAAGGUGGAAAUAAAUGCUCUUUGGUAAGAGAUGGGGAGGUUCUUAGCGAGGCCCCAGUCAGUGUCCGGAAGCUGAGCGUCAUUCCAGAGAACGAGCCAGAUCCAGGGAAAGCUGACACAGACCAGGCCUCCCAUGAUCCUCAGCUGCCCAGGGAGAAGGACAGCUCCACUUCUCUUUUCACUGUGAACAAGUACAGCAGGAACUCCUCCUCAUCAGACUCUCUCUCCACCUCCUCUCAUCAGACUGACACAGGAGCUGACUGUGCAGGGAUUGUCCUCAACUGCCUCUUCUGUAGGUUCUACGAUCUGUUCCUUAUGUUGCCAAACUCCUGUGAUGAAGUCACUUAUUGCUGCUGCCCUUCCUACAGACAGUACUCCUCCUCAGUGGAGGCCAUACCUAGCAAUGACUGCAACUGUAACUUUGACUUUGACUGUGGCCUGUUUGACACCUGUCAAGAGACAGGUGAGUUUCUGGAGCUGGCUAUGGAGCUUUCUGAGAUCUGUUAUCGCUAGCUAUCCUUAACGUUAUGGGCUGAAGAACAAGGAGGCUAAGCUAGGGCGAACCUGAAGUCAUGGCACAGCAUAUGUUCAACAAAUAGGCCUAAGAAUAUGCUGCUAACAUGGGGACCUGGACUGAUGUUGAACUGGGAAUGUACAAGGCUUUAACAGUCAGCCACACCUUGCAGUUAAGAGAGAAUGGCUGCUCUUCAACCUCUAUGAACAAAAUAAAUAAUCCUUUUCAUCAUGGACUUGCAUUCACUGAAGGAUGGUAGAGGGGUCAAACCAUGACCUUUAGACGGGUCAAACCAUGACCUUUACUAGUUACCUUGUAUCAGCACGACAUUGACCUAGCUUGUUGCAUGUGUAGUAUUGUAUGUGUUAGCAUAUCUAAGCCUAUGUGUGCUGAGGUCCUAACUGCAGAGAACAGUGAGGUACACAGUGGACAAUGCCUGCUCUGAGGGUUGUGGAUUCCACCCCUGAAGUGUUGUACACCAACAGACACCUCAGCUUCUGCAUGUCAGUUCCCUUUUCUUUUUUUCUGAAAUGCAAAAAAAAUCUUAAAGCCUUUCGUGUUCACAGGUCUAUUUCAAUAUAGUGUCAUUGUUACCACAGAAACAGUUGGAGAUGGCAUGUCUAGGACAUGUCUAGGACACUCGUCCCAUCGAACUCUGUUCGUGAAGAUGGUCCUCUCAAGUGGCGGCUGACUGUGUGGAUCACUUCAAUCUGAAAUGGGUCCUUGUCAUAUAAUAGUACAUGGACACUGGAGUAUUGGUGGGUAUCUCACUCUCUCCAGGUAAAGUACACAGCAAGAGCAGCAUGAAGUAAUGCAUCAUCUGUUUCUCUGGGAGGUCAAGCAGACAGGGCCCGUCUACUCUUCAUCACCAUGGACACCGAGGGUUAUUAUUUUCUCUGGGAGGUCAGGCAGAUAGGUCCCGUCUACUCUUCAGCACCAUGCACACCGAGGGUUAUUAUGUUUCUCUACUCGCUAAACAUUUAUUUUCUGUUAUCAGAUGUGAGGACCAACAGUGUAAUCCUGCUGUACAAACAAGAAGAAAGUCACAGCCCAGUUGUCUGAGACACUGAGCUCAUGUAAUACUGUUGUAUUGUUUGCUGAGAGUUACGAAAUCAUACCGGUUUAUAUGAAAAUGCAUAUGGAGAGUAUUUGUGAAAAAACACGAAAGCUUUUGAUUGUGAACCUUAGGCUAAACUAUUGUAUGAAAACUGGAUCUUGACGUUUUAAAAGAACUUAACCACAGUAUGCUAAAAUUAAAUUGGUGACACUCCUGCCUAGACCGCAGUACAGUAGAACAAAUAGUAGCACUGUAUGCAGACACCUAAUGACCAUGUAUAGUAAGCAUUUUGUGCAGAAUGAGAACGCUGCUUGUGACCAAUUUGCUUAUUAACUGCAGCGGCACAAUUACAAAGCUGACUACUCCAGCUAAUACUGCACCAUAAAAUCUAUUGAAGGUCCUUUGUGGGUUUUUUAAACAUAAAGUGUGUCUGCAUAAACAGAUGCUUGGCUUAAACUGAAAACAUCUGCCCGUCUUAAACUCGCUGGAACUCUUUCAAAUUACCUGAUAGCUUGGGGAGCAGCAUGGGUUUUAGGAUCUCUAAUGCAUUUUAAUCACAUCCAAAUGGCCUGUCUUUUAGAGCCCCGGUUCACAGGAUGUCCCAGCUAGAUGUCCCAGCUCAGUCCAGGAGGAGGUCAAGUGGCUGUCAUUGCUUUGUACUGUACCACAUGCAUGCGGUUAAAUGGCUGCUCACAGAAUAGUGUUAACCCAUUAUAUUGCACGUCUCACCACUGUUCACAGCUGAACUCACAUCACGUGUGCAAAGAGUCUAAUCUUUUAACAUCGGCUUUGUUAUUGUGGUUGUAUAAUGAUGUGCUGGGAUAAUUUUCCAUUAUUGUGUUUAGUGAUGCUAGACUUGCAUUAAAUAAAGUGUAUCUUGUUAUCUGCUGUGUUAGCUGGCAUGUUGACAUGCAUCUCUGCUCUCUAAUCGGAUGUGAGUUUUUCUUUGGAGUUUGAGGCCCCAAUCGCUUUAUUCUUGUGAUGCAGGCUCUUCCUCCAGAGUACACAGCCCUAAUACAACCUCCCCUCAGACCCUCUCACACAGCCCUAAUACAACCUCCCCUCAGACCCUCUCACACAGCCCUAAUACAACCUCCCCUUCAGACCCUCUCACACAGCCCUAAUACAACCUCCCCUCAGACCCUCUCACACAGCCCUAAUACAACCUACUCUGAGACCCUCUCACACAGCCCUAAUACGACCUCCCCCCAGAACCUCUCACACAGCCCUAAUACAACCUACUCUGAGACCCUCUCACACAGCCCUAAUACAACCUCCCCUCAGACCCUCUCACACAGCCCUAAUACAACCUCCCCUCAGACCCUCUCACACAGCCCUAAUACAACCUCCCCUCAGACACUCUCACACAGCCCUAAUACAACCUACUCUGAGACCCUCUCACACAGCCCUAAUACAACCUCCCCUCAGACCCUCUCACACAGCCCUAAUACAACCUCCCCUCAGACCCUCUCACACAGCCCUAAUACAACCUCCCCUCAGACCCUCUCACACAGCCCUAAUACAACCUCCCCUCAGACCCUCUCACACAGCCCUAAUACAACCUCCCCUCAGACACUCUCACACAGCCCUAAUACAACCUCCCCUCAGACACUCUCACACAGCCCUAAUACAACCUCCCCUCAGACACUCUCACACAGCCCUAAUACAACCUCCCCUCAGACACUCUCACACAGCCCUAAUACAACCUCCCCUCAGACCCUCUCACACAGCCCUAAUACAACCUCCCCUCAGACACUCUCACACAGCCCUAAUACAACCUCCCCUCAGACCCUCUCACACAGCCCUAAUGCAACUCAGAGUGGCCUCCUGAGGAACAGCAACAUUAAAUAUUAACAUAAUGUGUUUAGUCGUUUUUUUUAUUUCAAACUGCAGGUUUGUCAGCAUCUUGUGUACUCUUUCUCAAGAUUCAGUCCGUGUGGAGAUGUCUUCCCUGGAGAUGUGUUCCUUUCAAAGGCUUUAUGUAGCCCUGUGCCGUUGGAAUAAUUUAGGUAUGUUUUUCUUAUGUUCUUUCUGUGUUAAUAUUGACAACAUUUUCACUGUGAUUUAAAAAAACAAAUGGAGCAUUAUAAGUGCAUUUAGGUAUUGCUUACUGUACCUUGAAGUGCAAAAUGUAUCCGUCGGAGAAGUGAAGAUUGUUUGGGUGUGUUGGUUGGGUAUACGUCAUUGCUGACACAAAUGUUGAUGCAUGUGUUUCUCAUUAGGCCCUGUAUUUCGUCUGUCAAAAUCUUUCCUUUUUAUCUCAAAUUACACCCAUAUUGAAGAAUGCACAAUCCUUAUUUUCGAUAACUGCUGUGCUUCAGAGAAAGGUAAUUGUAGAUGAUUACAGGAACAUGUAAAAGCAUUUUGUGGAUUGUACUUUUGCUAUUGUCUCAGUUUAGUUUACAUGUCUGAUGUCACUAUUACUCCUUUAAAUGAACUUGACCUUACUCUUUGAGGAAUGGCAUGUGUGUGCUAUGUGCAUCCUACCCAAUUAGGCCAGAGGCACUGGAGCAGUAGAAACUAACACUCCCACAGCAUCCUCCAGGAAUUGAGCCUGACACUACUGCCUUUCUUGAAUCUAUAUUUGGGCCAUGUGUGUGGAUCUGUGUCACUCAAGAGCACAGGCCCAAUCUACAGUAGAGAAAGUAGAGUGAGCUCUGGGCCUGUGGGCUGCGUGUGCCAAGGCACAAAAGGAGCUCCCUCCCAGCAGGCACAGCCGUACCAACCAGGCCCUGGGCAGACUUUUAUGAUACCUUUCAAUCAGCAGCUGAUUCCCAUCUGAAAUGACAGGUGAUUUGACUCAGCCUCCAAUUAAUGGCCUCAUUUGAACAAUUAAGAGCAGGAGGAGGAAGGGAAAAUCUCAUGUACUGACUACUGAAUGAAGGCUGGAGGCGUAGUGAUGAUAGCCUGAUAGUAGAAAAACACUGCUAUCUCAUCAUCAUCACAGUCCCCCUCACUGAACGUAACUGAUGCCCAUGGUAUCUUCCCAGGUUGGGGGGCCCUAACACUCUACCAGGUGUUGUCCCGUACUCUAGUUGGGUCCCAGACCUCUGUAAGGGGUGGGUAAGGGAAAUGGAGGAUGGGUAGGGAGGGAAGUUGAAUUUAGUUUGGGGUCGGCAAACAUGGCAGGGGAUGAUGGAUGACAUCAAACUCGCCUUGGCCCCCAUCCCCUCCCCUCCUGUCUUCACAGCGUAGAGGAAAUUAAAGAGCUGUGUAGCAGAAGAAGGAGGGGGGAGUAGGGGGUGAUUUAGAGUGUGGCGCAGGGGGAUGGGGACCUGGCGCAUUGGAGUUAAUUACUGAAUAAUGAGGAACAAUUUAUUGUGUUCUUGUUAGAGACAUCAAAACGCUGGAUGCUGCCUACAGAAAAAGAGCCUCUCGCUUUAUACGUCCCACUAAAUGCAGUAUUUAACUUGGAGUCAUUAAAGAGGCACUGCCUUGCCUCGUUCCAGUCAGCAGUGGAGAGCAGCUUCCCAGGGCUUAUGAAGGAACAGCUAACACUGUCCUAACGCCAGGUACCUCCUAAGUGCCUCUCCUCUGGAGAAUGUGUUCAAAGAAAUAAUGAGAAUUGCAUUAGCUGCAGAUCGAUCUCUCCCGUAUCUUCCAUUCUUCUGCUGAUGAGCAUGGCAUAACUACUCCUAUUCACCUUUCAACCCCUGCAAAUAUACACAGACCUACUGUAAAAGGGCUUGUGAUUCCCCUCAGGGAAUGCGCUUGUUGUCAUGUUCAUGACUGUUACGGAAUCCAGAUGCCUUUGGUUUUAAGUUUAAAUGUCAUGGAGCAGUUUUAGACAUACUGUCAUCCAGUUCGGAAAGAACAAAUGUAUCAUAAAAAACAUCUGAGUAUAGCUGCUACUGUACAUUGAAAUCACGUCUUCCACCAUAUCUUGAGUACAGUAUAUCAUACUCAUUAGAAGACAAGCUAGCUGUUAAAUGGUUAUCCAAUUUGCACAGAGCAUAAUACAUGCACCUUGAUGAUGUAUUCUAUAGAGCAGUGGUUCCUAACUCCGGUUCUCCAGUACCCACAAGAGUACACAUUUUGGUUGAAGCCCCAGACAAACACACUAAAUUCAACUUGUCACGGGGUUGAUGAUUAGUUGACAAGUAGAAUCAGCUGUGCUUGUCCGUGGUGUCAGAUGUGGUGUUAGAUGUGGUGUGUGAAGCAGACACACUCUUUGAUGUGUUAAAUAUGAGAUCUGACCACAGAACAAAGCAGCUGUCAGACACAGACUGUUGUCAGAGGCAAUCCACGCCAAUUAUUAUUGAGUAUCUGUCAUGCAUGAU
Molecule: messenger RNA, 6028 nt
Organism: Oncorhynchus mykiss (rainbow trout)
Lineage: Eukaryota; Metazoa; Chordata; Actinopteri; Salmoniformes; Salmonidae
Gene: mdfic2
Product: MyoD family inhibitor domain containing 2
Source: RefSeq, a predicted model, not a curated record